GACAAACAUGAGAAUAUAUCACUGUUAAUGUACUCAUUGAUCAUAAAUUGACAAAAUCUUUCAACUGGAAUAUCUUUGCCCCAUAAACGUCUCAGUUUACACACACGCACACCAGUUCAUUGCAACCCAACUGACAAUGUCGCUGUUAACUUUGAGGUUUGUUGUUGUCUCUGUUUUCAGACCCAUUUUGUCUCAUUUUCAACAUCUAAACCCUAGAUUCCUUUGUUGCUUUCAAAACCCUAGAUUUUACUCUCAAAUACAUGAACAAGACGAACACAGUCUCGUUUCUUCAUUCAAUCACAUGCUUCAUCAGAAUCCUAUCCCACCCAUCUUCCAUUUUGGAGUGAUGUUAGGUUCUCUUGUCAAGGCCAACCAUUACACCACAGCUGUUUCUCUUCAUAGAAAAAUGGAAUUAAACGGAGUUGCUUCAAACUUAAUCACUAUGAGCAUCUUGAUCAAUUGUUUUUGUCAUUUGGGUCAAAACCCUCUUUCCUUUUCAGUGUUUGCCAAGAUUCUCAAGAUGGGUUACGAGCCAAAUGUCAUAAUUUUGACUACAAUCAUUAAGGGUCUCUGUCUUAAAGGCGAGGUUCGUGAAGCAUUGCACUUUCAUGACAAGGUGGUAGCACAGGGAUUUCAGUUGAAUCAGGUUAGUUAUGGAGCCUUGAUUAAUGGAUUGUGUAAAGUUGGAGAAACAAGAGCUGCCCUGGAAUUGCUGAGACGAGUUGAUGGGAAAAUUGUUCAGCCUAAUGUGGUAAUGUAUACCAUGAUCAUUGAUGGUAUGUGCAAAGAUAAACUUGUUAAUGAUGCUUUUAAUUUAUAUUCUGAAAUGAUCGCUAAGAGAAUUUUUCCUGAUGUUGUCACUUAUAAUAAUUUAAUUAGUGGCUUUUGCGUUGUGGGUCAAUUGAAAGAUGCAAUUGGUUUGUUGCAUAAAAUGAUAUUGGAAAACAUUAACCCAAAUGUUUAUACCAUGAGUAUAUUGGUUGAUGCUUUUUGUAAGGAUGGAAAACCGAAAGAAGCUAAAGCAGUGGUUGCCGUUUUGAUGAAAAACGGCGUAAAACCUAACGUUGUUACUUAUAAUUCUUUAAUAGAUGGAUAUUGUCUUGUUAAACAAGUGAACAAGGCUGAGGUUAUACUCAACACCAUGGCCCAAAGGGGAGUGAUUGCCGAUGUUCAAAGUUACAGUAUCAUGAUUAAUGGAUUUUGUAAGAUUAAAAUGGUGGAUGAAGCUAUUGAUCUCUUCAAAGAAAUGCAAGGCAGACAACUCGUUCCUGAUACGAUAACUUAUAGUUCCCUUAUUGAUGGCUUGUGCAAAUCAGGGAGAAUCUCAGAUGCUUGGGAACUUGUAAGUGAGAUGUCUGAUAGAGGUCAACAACCUAAUAUAAUUACUUACAAUUCUUUAUUGAAUGCUUUAUGCCAAAAUCACCAUGUUGACAAAGCAAUCGCAUUGUUAAGAAAAUUUAAAACCCAAGGUAUUCAACCAACUUUAUGUACAUAUACUAUUCUUAUCAAGGGACUAUGCAUGAGUGGAAGGCUUAAGGAUGCACAAGUGGUUUUUCAAGAUCUUCUAAUAAAAGGCUACAAUCUAGAUGUCUAUACAUAUACUGCUAUGAUCCGAGGAUUCUGUUACGAGGGCUUAUUUGAUGAAGCACUGGCUUUGCUGUCAAAAAUGAAAGACAAUGGGUGCAUGCCAAAUGCUAAAACUUAUGAAAUAAUUAUUCUUUCUUUGUUCAAAAAAGAUGAAAAUGAUAUGGCGGAAAAACUUCUUCGUGAGAUGAUUAGGAGAGGCCUAUUGUAAGAUCAAAGUUAGGUCACAUGUUUUUCUAUUUUUUAUACAUUGUUAUUUUGAAUUAUGUAUCAAAUAUCAACAUUAUUGCAUAAUUUUGUUUGUUUCA
Molecule: messenger RNA, 1892 nt
Organism: Medicago truncatula (barrel medic)
Lineage: Eukaryota; Viridiplantae; Streptophyta; Magnoliopsida; Fabales; Fabaceae
Product: pentatricopeptide repeat-containing protein At1g12300, mitochondrial
Exons: 1
Coding region: 137-1795 (552 amino acids)
Molecular function (GO): mRNA binding; protein binding
Source: RefSeq, a predicted model, not a curated record